AUGGUGAAGCGUAUUCACGAAGGCCACAUGGGCGUGGAAAAAUGUCAACGUCGUGCCCGUGACGUCAUGUGGUGGCCCGGGAUGAGCACUGACAUCCAGCACGCGGUGCAGGACUGCGACACGUGUCAGCGGCACCGCGUGGCCAGCCCUCGGGAGCCGUUUGCGCCGCACCCCGUGCCGGCGCUGCCGUGGGAAGUCUUAGCGGCAGACAUAUUUGAGUUGCAAAAUAAAUACUAUUUACUCGUAGUAGAUUAUUAUUCUAAAUUUGUCGAAGUUGUUAAUCUUUCCAAUUUAACUAGUGCGUCAGUUAUAAAUGUAUUCAGAGAUAUUUUUAGUAGAUUUGGAAUUCCAAAAAGGCUCGUGACUGACAAUGCUGGCCAAUUCUGCUCGGAACAAUUUCACACAUGUAACGAGUUCUCCGUUGUAUCCCCGGUACAACGGGCUCGCGGAACGGAACGUUCGGACUAUAAAAGCUAUGAUGUGUAA
Messenger RNA from Pararge aegeria (speckled wood butterfly), 486 nucleotides. RefSeq lists its product as uncharacterized. Gene Ontology annotation, biological process: DNA integration. The record is from RefSeq and is a predicted model, not a curated record. The coding region runs from base 1 to 486 and encodes 161 amino acids. Gene Ontology annotation, molecular function: nucleic acid binding. NCBI's taxonomy places the organism in Eukaryota, Metazoa, Arthropoda, Insecta, Lepidoptera, Nymphalidae. The transcript has a single exon.